AUGCCGGUCAAGAAAGAGAAGAUCGUCCCGCAAAAGCAACGAUUGACGAUUCAACAAGUUGCUACGUAUGAUGAUAUAUUGACGGAUGCGCUUGUCGAUCAUGUUUACUUCUGGACCAGCAUUCGAAAGAAUAGAAAUGCGUACCAUUCAACUCGCGGCGUUCGAGAAGAAGAUGUUACAUCCAUAAUCCAGAAACAUGUCAUCAUCGAGAAAGAUCUUUCGCAGGCAGAGAUCGAACUGCUGAAGUUACCGGGUUUAAAGAACUUUCUAGGGAGUUUAAAAACAGAUAAAGAAAAGGAGGACUUCAGAAAGCAUUUGAAGAAGUACAUAAGCAUCUACCUACCAGACUGUCCGUUUGAGGUCUCCACUACGAAUCGGUAUACGAUCGAUACACAUGAAGCCGCGGUGACAGCAAGGAGGUUUAUCAAGAAGGGCGAGGUUAUAAAAUAUCUAUGCGGGGUUCAGGUUAUGAUGACCCCUGAGGAGGAGAAGUUCGUUCAAUCGAGUAAACGCGAUUUCAGCAUCGUAAUAUCGAGUCGAAAGAAAACACCUUCGAUCUUUCUUGGGCCAGCACGAUUUUCUAACCACGACUGUGAUGCAAAUGCGAGAUUAAGUACUACUGGUACAGCUGGAAUGGAAGUAAUCGCUGUAAGGGAUAUCGAUCUAGGGGAAGAGGUUACGGUUGCUUAUGGAGAUAACUAUUUCGGAGAAGACAAUUGCGAAUGCUUGUGCCAUACUUGCGAGAAGCGCGGCGAGAGUGGCUGGUCACAUGGAGGUGAUGUAGAAACAGCUCCAAAGCCCUCUAUCGAAGAUGAGGCGACGUUAAAGGGACACUACUCAUUUAGACGAAGACGCAGACUGGAAUCUGAGGAAACUAUUUCUAGAAAUCAGUCUUUGACACCAGAUGUAAACCUUCGACCACAUGUGGCAAAGCGGACACCAAGUUCGCUUACGCGAUUCAAGAAUACUGAAUCUUCGCUGGGCAAUUCGCCUAAACUUGAACCACGAAGUCUUAACUUCCAGAAACGAAAAAUAGGAAGUCCAUUGAAGACCCAAAAAUCCGCCGAGAGUCCUGUUGGGGACCAAUCCCUUCAGAAGGCAGAGCAACCAGAAGUUUUCAUGGAGGUGACGAACAGCCUAGAAGAUGCUUGUGAAAAAGAUCCGGAUUCUCUUCCCAAAUCGUCACCACAAAGCUUUGUCGAUGCUGUCAGUUCGCAUCCCUCUCCUAUCAGUUCGGGAGACAUCUCGAGGCGUGGAAGCAUCUCUACAGCAGCGGACGGGCAUACUUCAACUGAUGCUACAUCUGUGGACGACGAUACCAUUAUCGUUCAACAACCCUUACAUCUAACACCUACAAUUCCUGCGGCCAUCAAACGCCGAGGUAGUAAAGUGUCUGAUGUUCUUGAGCAAGCGAAAACUACGGAAGCCAUUAUUAUUGGCCCAUCAACAUCUCUUCAACACCCUGCUAUCGAGGUCGUUGCAUCAGCGCCAGAAUCUGUUCUUUCGGAACUUGACAAUGCAGAAAUGAACGUAUUAGAACAGUCAUUGUCCUCUAUCACGACCGAUACACCGUCAAAGAAAAGAGGACGAAAGAAGAAGAGGAAGCUCGAGGAUGACACCGAAGAUGGUGGAAACACGAACGAUAACAAAAGAAAGCGGUCCGACACUUCGCCAACCCCAGAAGCUCCCACAGUCAAUCGCGUUCCAGGAGAUUAUGUUCUCACACCGACGCUUCUCGCCCAGCCUGCUUCCGCAUGGAUCAAUUGCAGUAUCUGUGAAGAGCCUUUUGUGCAAGAGAACGCUUACUUUACGCGUUCCUCUUGCCCAAGAUGCGAACGUCACAGUAAACUCUACGGUUACAUGUGGCCCAAAACAGACAAGGAAGGUCGGGAUGACUCGGAAGAGCGAGUACUGGAUCACCGAACAGUGCACCGUUUCAUUAGACCUGAGGAAGAACGCAGUAUACGGAGAAAGAAUCACAAUGCAACGGGCAGUCGUACAGUAAGCCGAGCCGUCACACGCGAAGCCAGUGUGCCCAUUGAGGUUGCGGAUCACGAAGAGGAAGAGCCAGUUCCCAAGGUUAGAAGUCGAAGAGGAAGGCCGGUGAAGCAAUCACGGAAAACGAUGUAA
Molecule: messenger RNA, 2130 nt
Organism: Glarea lozoyensis ATCC 20868
Lineage: Eukaryota; Fungi; Ascomycota; Leotiomycetes; Helotiales; Helotiaceae
Product: SET
Exons: 3
Coding region: 1-2130 (709 amino acids)
Cellular component (GO): nucleus
Molecular function (GO): histone H4K20 methyltransferase activity; protein binding
Source: RefSeq, a predicted model, not a curated record